Molecule: messenger RNA, 1064 nt
Organism: Neurospora tetraspora
Lineage: Eukaryota; Fungi; Ascomycota; Sordariomycetes; Sordariales; Sordariaceae
Exons: 3
Coding region: 234-1064 (276 amino acids)
Source: RefSeq, a predicted model, not a curated record
GACUGGAGCGGCAUGGAUCAUGAUGCUUUUCCGCAGUAGGUACACGCGCCUUACACGCUUCUCCAACUCUGUACAGUGGUGGGUUGUGCAGGAGCCCCGCGAAUCCAAUUGUCGACUGUCGAUAUUCGAAUUGGAUGCCAACGCAACUCGAACUCUCCCAACAACAACAAAUGCUGGGCUUGGGACACUGCAGCGAUGGAACAGUCCUGACCCACUGAUUUCUAGCAUCUUGAAUGGCUUCUGUAACCCAAGAUUACAAAGACAACAGAGGUAACUCCGGUGGUGAGGUGUCGCAAUUCAAGUUUGCGUUCCAGUCUUCCACCGGGCCGUCGCUGACAAUCAACUUUUUCCGCGUUGGUGUCGCGCGCCUGCAGGACUUCCGCUCUAUCAAUGCCCUGAAUGGAGGGGGAAGCGGCAUGAUGUACCUAGGAGAUGAGUUGACGGGAAGACAUGUACAAGUGCCCGGGCUUCAAGCACCUCGAGACAUUACUCCUACACCACGCACCGCACCAUGGAAGCAUGGCAGCAUGACUGCUGCUUCAAAUAACGACCGACAUCUCAGCGGCGGCGGGAUGGUGAGGAACCGUGAGAUUGCUCGGGGAGGGGCUUGGGAGGGCAGAUCUGUAUCUGGCCAACUGGUUUCUGGAUGCACUGUGUGGUCAAAGAAAUUUGAUGACGGGUCUCUCAACACAAAGCAGAACACGCUUCGACACGUUAGCUGGCCAAGUACCUCCAAAGUGGCAUGGCGCCAUGCUGUCGGCGAGAACUGUACCAGAAGAAACAUUGGGGCCUAUGAAGAUGCCCCUGCCCCGCGCCUUGCAUCCCGGCCCUCUUUCCCCUUUUCUGGUCGACAUGUCAAACCAGCCCCACCUUGGCGAGUUUGCGAGACUCACCGCUCUGGAAAGGUGGGCAGGUGGGCAAGGUGGGCAGCCCGCAAAACAGGUGUCCCAACAUUGCUGGCUUUCACCUCCAACAUCUUUGCUCUCAUGAUGUGCCUCGAUUUUCACUUGCGACUUGUGUUCAAGUUGUGUUUAGGUCUAUCCCGUCCCAACCACUGGAAUUAA